AUGACAUUGGACAAUCUACUUUACGAAGCAAGCUAUCCAGGCCUAGCAGCACUGCUGGUCCUCUUCUGCACAAUCUUCAUCUGUACAACCAUAUAUUUCCGUCCCAGAAUUUCCCAGGAUGAAGAUGGACCAUCCAUCCCCUCAGCCCCCUACUGGAUUCCCGUCCUCCGAAACACCAUCCCCUUCCUUUUCAACUCUCACCAAUACCUAAUCACCCUCCGCCAAAUAUUCGGUCCCUCCCCCAUUUCUCUCUCCAUAGCCGGUCAGAAAAUCACCUACAUGCCCCACAGCGACGGCACCGCCACCAAGAUGCUCAAAUCCCGAGCCCUAACCCAAACACCCCUAAUCAUCAAACACCUGCGAGACAAUUUCGGAAUGCCAGAAACCGACCUCCAUCUAUACUUCGACACGAACGACACCAACCCAAGUCAAGAAGACCACCGCGCUCUACACAUACUGCUCAGUGGAACGACCCUAGAAACCUUUGCAGACAUAACAGCCACCCAACUGACCAAAUCCAUCGAGCGGAAACGAGCCCAAUGGACAAACUGGGUCGAACUACCAGACCUAUAUACCUUCGUACGAGACGAACUCUCCCGCGCACAGAUGUACGCUCUCUGCGGGGAGGAGAUUUUUAAUGUAGCUCCGGACCUGAUGCAUGAUUUCUGGGAGUUUGACCGACAACUUCCGAGUCUCUUCAAAGGACUACCGACCUUGCUAAUCCCAAAGGCGCGAGCAAGUCGAGAUAAAAUGCUCGCUCAUAUUCGCGCAUGGCAUACCCGUCUUGCAGAAUCACCGCCCCCUGACCCCGAAGCAGGAUGGGAUCACAUUCACGGCCUGAGCCUCAUGACCUCCCGAAGACAUAUCUGGCGCGAUAUGUCCCCAGAAGGCAGAGUCGUUCAGGAUCUGGGUCUUAUUCGAGCAUCAAUAUCCAACUCUACCGCCGCAACCAUCUGGCCCAUCCUGUCCACCCUGCACCCGAGCAACAAAACCCUAACACCCCGUAUCCUCUCCGCAAUAUCCCCACACUCCACACCAAACAGCCUGGCAUUCAACCGGCAAUCCCUAUCCACAAUACCCCUAUUAAAUUCCCUGUACCUCGAAUCCCUCCGAUACAGCACAGCAGUGGCCAUAAUGCGGCAGCCGAAAGCCCCAAACACUACUAUCUCAAACUAUACAUUCCAGAAAUCAAAUUCCCUAAUGGCAUAUAACUUCACAGCGCACUACGACAAUACCUUCUGGAACGAAGGGGCCUUAUUACCAAACAACGCCGAGCGAGAACACCCAGUCACUACUUUCUACCCUGAGCGAUUCCUCUCUUACCCCGAUGAUGAGCUUAGUGGACCUAUCCGCCCCUCAAACCCACAGCUCACAUCCAUGAUCCGCGAAAAUCCACCCACUUACACCGCGACCGAGGACUCUCAUGCAAAGGUAAUCACCUCCGAGUUACAGGAUUACUUUUUCCCGUAUGGAGGGGGAGGCACCAUCUGUCCUGGACGACAUUUCGCAAAGCAGGGGAUUAUAUUCACACUUGCGUUGAUGAUUCGGGGGUUUGAGAUUGAGGUGCUUGAUAAGGAGGUCGUGGAGGAAGUGAGGCCGGAUGAGAGGUUUUCGUUGAUGGGGAAUUUACCGCCUGAUAGGCCAGUCAGGGUACGGGUUCGGGCAAGGGGGUUGGAUUGA
Messenger RNA from Aspergillus sclerotioniger CBS 115572, 1680 nucleotides. RefSeq names its product cytochrome P450. Bases 1 to 1680 code for a protein of 559 amino acids. Gene Ontology annotation, molecular function: steroid hydroxylase activity; oxidoreductase activity, acting on paired donors, with incorporation or reduction of molecular oxygen; heme binding. Lineage: Eukaryota; Fungi; Ascomycota; Eurotiomycetes; Eurotiales; Aspergillaceae. The record is from RefSeq and is a predicted model, not a curated record. The transcript is spliced from 3 exons.